CUUGCCAGGGAUUAAAAUUUUACCUCGCUCCAGGUGUUGGUCGGAAUUUUGACUUCCAAAAAUUUAAGAUGAUUUUCGAGUUCCGACUUUCGAGCCAUUUUCGAUUUCCAACAGUUUUUAUUUUCGACACCUUCGAAAUUUCCGACCGACCCCUGCCUCGCUCUUACUUUAUAUUAUUCUAUACCUUAUUGCCGUUAAUAUUUUGCUUAUUCGUAGUUUUGAUUGUACCAAUCUUUGCGAUAAUCAUCUAA
Meloidogyne enterolobii is the source of this 251-nucleotide messenger RNA. NCBI's taxonomy places the organism in Eukaryota, Metazoa, Nematoda, Chromadorea, Rhabditida, Meloidogynidae. The record is from the annotation of a GenBank genome assembly.